Molecule: messenger RNA, 1513 nt
Organism: Penaeus indicus
Lineage: Eukaryota; Metazoa; Arthropoda; Malacostraca; Decapoda; Penaeidae
Product: carbohydrate sulfotransferase 11-like
Exons: 3
Coding region: 1-753 (250 amino acids)
Biological process (GO): carbohydrate biosynthetic process
Cellular component (GO): membrane
Molecular function (GO): sulfotransferase activity
Source: RefSeq, a predicted model, not a curated record
AUGAAUAAUGUGGUCCGUCAUCCUUUCGAGAGAGCUCUUUCGGCCUAUCGGGACAAGCUUGAGGAUUAUGCACGGGACCUGAAAGACAGGGGAGGCUAUUAUUAUGCAAUCUACGGCAAGAAAAUAGUCAAGGCCUACCGCAAAGAGGGAACCAGUGGAGAGGACAGCAACCAGCACAGGGAACCAACUUUCCGAGAAUUCAUCCAGUACCUCCUCGAUACAGACGUUGAAGAAUACGACGAGCACUGGAGGCCCAUUUCCCUUCUGUGCACACCUUGCCAUAUUAAGUAUGAUGUCAUUGCAAAGAUGGAGACAUUGUCGAAGGAUGCAGACUUCAUCCUGUAUCAUCGUGGGCUGGCUGAUACAGUUCAUAUAGAAUGGUCACACAGGACAGACCAGCUCCAGAAGACGUCAGAUGUGGCAAAAACGUAUUUCUCACAGCUGACCUCCAGUGAAGUGAAACAGCUGUAUCAUAAAUACCUUCAAGACUUUCUAAUGUUCGAGUAUGAUUUGGAACCGUAUAUGAGAUUGACACAGACUUCAAAAAUCAACUCAACUUUAACCAUAGAUGGGAAUGAGGGUGAGGACGAGUACUAUAAUGAGGACGAUGAUGAGUAUAUUGAAGAUAGUGAGGAUGGUGAUGAGGAGGAGGAUGUAGAGUAUGAGGAAGAGGAGACUCCUAACACAGGUGAUCACGAUUAUGAAGAAUAUGCAGUUGAUAAUAAAGUCAGUGAAGUUGAUAAUAACCUUUAAAGUAUUGUCCUAAAAGGUUAUUAGAUAUUAUUUUACGUAGAAGUUACUAUUGGCGCAUUGGUGUUUGAACAGCAAAGUGGCAACUAGGCUUCUUAUUUUUAUCUGUGAUUUUAACAUAUAAAAAUUACAUUGACUUUCAGAUAUAUAAAUAUUUACAGUAUUGUGUGUUUAUACCUUAAAAUAUCAGUUACUGAGAUGAAUAAAAGGAAUCGUAGCAAAAUAACAUAAUGAAAACCUCUACAUUAAUUCAUAAACUUUAAACAAACCCAUAUUUAUAUAGGUAUUAUGCGUUGGCUUAUGUAUUUUACAUUGUGUUGUGAGCUUUCUAGAGAGUGGGUUUGCAGCAAUUCUGAAAAUGGGGCAUUGAAACAAUGUUAUGUAUUAGUUAAGUUUUUUUUUUUACGUUAAGGUCUAAGCACUUACCAUUCAUAUUAUUUUGUCAUCUGUCAAAAGUGAGAUCAUUACAUUCAUUGCUUCGCUCAAUAAUCUAAGGGCCAAACAUUUAAUGUAAAUAAUGUUUUUGCUGUGGGCUGUUCAAGAUCAAAUUUAGAGAACCAAUAUUAUAUAUGUUGCAACUACAGGUAUAAAAAACAUAAAUAUGCCUUUGUUCCAGUUGUGGAUUGUUACAGUUUGCUUCUUAGGGCUUUAAUGUAUUUGCAACAUCUACUGCCAAAUACAGAAGGGAUAAUGUCAUCCAGAUUAUAAUCUAAUGUUGUACUAGAUCAACUGAUCUCAUUUUACAUGUUUUAAAAUAAAUUUA